CCCGUCUCUACGAUAACAUCCGCCCGACAUAACACCAUGCGUCUCUCCUGGUCGCUCUUCUCCGUCGCCGUCCUCGCGACUCUCGUCUCCGCGGCACCAGUUGACUCCGUAGCCAUCGCUCGUCGUGGUGCACCCGGUGGUGGCAACAGCCCUGAUUGGAAACGGACCUGUCCCAAUGGGGCACCUGGAUGCGGUGAGGGCCCCCGCGUAGCACCUGUAGCAGACCGUUCUGCCUCUUAG
Molecule: messenger RNA, 240 nt
Organism: Dichomitus squalens LYAD-421 SS1
Lineage: Eukaryota; Fungi; Basidiomycota; Agaricomycetes; Polyporales; Polyporaceae
Exons: 4
Coding region: 37-240 (67 amino acids)
Source: RefSeq, a predicted model, not a curated record